Gaeumannomyces tritici R3-111a-1 is the source of this 1211-nucleotide messenger RNA. RefSeq lists its product as hypothetical. Gene Ontology annotation, biological process: mRNA splicing, via spliceosome; mRNA 5'-splice site recognition; spliceosomal snRNP assembly. Gene Ontology annotation, cellular component: U1 snRNP; nucleus. Gene Ontology annotation, molecular function: zinc ion binding; pre-mRNA 5'-splice site binding. The record is from RefSeq and is a predicted model, not a curated record. The transcript has 5 exons. Bases 191 to 826 code for a protein of 211 amino acids. Lineage: Eukaryota; Fungi; Ascomycota; Sordariomycetes; Magnaporthales; Magnaporthaceae.
GCCUGUCGUGACGGGGAGAAUCGCUGAAGCUAGAAGCAAAGCCAACCGUGGUCGCAUUGCGCCAGCCCUCAUACCAGUCCAUUCCCGACUCCAUCGGCCGAAGCGAGAGACCCUCGACGCGCCGAGCACUUCCUAUUCCUCUCUGCAGCUACAUCUAGGUCGGAGCUGCCUCUAGCUCAAGCAGUUUAACAUGCCUAAGUUUUUCUGCGACUAUUGCGAUGUCUACCUGACGCACGACUCGAUGAGCGUGCGCAAGGCGCACAACAGCGGCCGGAACCACCUCCGCAACGUGAUAGAAUACUAUCAGCAGAUCGGACACGAAAAGGCCCAGUCCGUCAUCGACUCCAUCACGUCGUCCUACGCCGCCGAGGGCCAGGCCCACGCCAACCCCAUGCUGCCGCAGAACCAGCCCGGCGGCGGCGGCUUCCCUCCGCCAUUUGCCUUCCCUGGUGGAAUGCCGCCUCCGCCCUUCCCCGGCAUGCCAGGCGCCCCGCCGCCUCCCGGCGGCUUCCCCGGCGGGAUGCCACCUCCCCUCCCUGGUGCCCGCGGCCUUCCCAUGCCGUUCCCUCCCCCCGGCGUGUCGGGCCCCGGCGGCCUGCCCAUGCCCCCGCCCGGCGCGCUCCCCCCCGGCAUGCCGCCGUUCCCGGGCAUGCCGUUCCCGCCUCCGGGCGCUGGCGGCGUGCCGCCACCAAACUUCCCGGGCUUCCCCGGCAUGCCACCCCCGAUGCCCGGCGCCGCGCCCUUCCCUGGCAUGCCGCCUAUGCCCUUCGUCCCUGGCGGCAUGCCCCCCGGCGGUGCUCCCCCGGGCGCGGACGGCAAGCGGUGAGCAUCGGACGUUUUCGGAGUUUACGCUCGGGGUUAGCCAAUGGCCUGUACGCGCCUUUUGGUCAACAGCCCUCAUGUUUGAAUCUUCUCCCUUUUUUUCCUUCUCGCUUUCUCUCUCGAUACCUCAUGUACAUAUAGGUUUUUAUUCAAAUUGUCGGGAGCUUGGGCGUUAUGGGCUUGCCUUUAUCAACAGAAAAGACCCGUGGCCAAGACGACAUGGGAUCGCUGUAGCGUCAUCAACAUUACGCAGGACAUAGACGAGUGCUGCGGUGGGACAGUAAUCAAAGGCGAGACCACACGCAUGUCUGCAAUCAGAAAAUCUCCAAUGUUCAGUAUAGCGGCAAGCAGCUGAAAUUGAGCGCUCAUUCAAAGUAUAUCCUCCUCUA